AUGACGGAGAGAACCACACCUGCACUUGCAUACCUGGAUAUGUUGGAGACGGGUUUACCUGUCAGGCAUUGCUAUUGUGCCUGCGUCGCCAACCCUUGCUUCCCAGGUGUAAACUGCACAGACACAUAUAACGAGACCUGGUACAUCUGCGACAGGUGUCCUCCGGGUUACGGCGGUGAUGGGCAGGCCUGUAUUGACCUGCAGUGCCCGAGCGGCUACGCGGGCGACGGCGAGACGUGCGGCCCCGACAGCGACCAGGACGGCUUCCCCAACCUCGGGCUGGCCUGCGCCGAGCCCGGCUGCGUCCAAGACAACUGCCCGACGUGGCCCAACUCUGGCCAGGAGGACGCGGACGCGGACGGCCUCGGCGAUGCGUGUGACGACGACGCCGACGACGACGCUCUGGAAAACGAUGUGGACAACUGCCCCCUCGUGGCCAACCUCGACCAAGCUGACAGCGACGGUGACAGCGUGGGCGAUGCCUGUGACAACUGCCCUGCUCUCGCCAACUCGGAUCAGGGGGAUGCUGAUGGCAACGGUGUCGGCGACGCGUGCGAUCCUGACAAGGACAAUGACGGCGUGCUCGACGGCGCUGACAACUGCCCGCUAGUUAACAACACCGACCAGCUUGACACCGACGGCGACGGACUGGGCGACGCGUGUGACAACUGCCCGUCGGCUGCCAACGCGGACCAGGCCGAUGCGGACCAGGACCUCGUCGGCGACGCCUGCGACGAUGACAUUGAUACGGACAUGGACUCCGUCCAGGACAGCCUCGACAACUGCCCCAACGACGUCAACAGCGACCAGGGCGACGCAAACGCAGACGGCGUGGGCGAUGUGUGCGACUUAGACGCCGAUUCUGACGGUAUCCCCAGUGCGCUCGAUAACUGCCCGCUCGUGCCCAACGUCGACCAGCACGACAUGGAGGGCGACGGCGUGGGCGACGCAUGCGCACUCGACUUCGAUGGCGACGGUCACCUCGACGCCAACGACAUCUGCCCCAAGAACGGCGCCAUUUUCGAGCAGGACCUGGGCCAUCUGGAGCGGUAUCCACGAAAGUUCUCAGACAGUUUUGAGACGAUUCUGAGACUAAAUUUUGAGACAAUCUUCGACCUGUCUUACACUUUGAGACAGAAUUGA
Penaeus chinensis is the source of this 1143-nucleotide messenger RNA. RefSeq names its product cartilage oligomeric matrix protein-like. Gene Ontology annotation, biological process: cell adhesion. The transcript is spliced from 8 exons. The coding region runs from base 1 to 1143 and encodes 380 amino acids. The record is from RefSeq and is a predicted model, not a curated record. Gene Ontology annotation, molecular function: calcium ion binding. NCBI's taxonomy places the organism in Eukaryota, Metazoa, Arthropoda, Malacostraca, Decapoda, Penaeidae.